Messenger RNA from Ostrea edulis (European flat oyster), 2690 nucleotides. RefSeq lists its product as uncharacterized. NCBI's taxonomy places the organism in Eukaryota, Metazoa, Mollusca, Bivalvia, Ostreida, Ostreidae. The transcript is spliced from 3 exons. Bases 134 to 772 code for a protein of 212 amino acids. The record is from RefSeq and is a predicted model, not a curated record.
AUACAUGCCUACGUAUCGUGUGCUGAUGGUUAACCUGUUCGUGGUUGUGUUAACACUCAACAUGAAAAAGUGAGAUUUAUUUCCUUCAGAGAAGAAGUCCUGUCGGGUGUAGUGUGACGUGUAGUGUGACGUAAUGUCGGCCUAUAACUGUUCAGAUCCGAACGGGAUCAGCAAUGGCUAUUUUGUGAUCGCCAAACCUUACUACGUGGAUGGCGAUCGUAUCUACUACUAUUGCGGAUGGACCUAUUUUUUACAAGGCAACCCCAUCCGGGAGUGUGAUGGAGACACCGGGAACUGGACGGGAAGUGCGCCUAUCUGUUCCACCACCACAACCACCGCUAGCACAACUACCACAACGACUGAGAGUCCUCUCAAUGAAUGGUUGUACAUGUCUAUUGGAUUAUCCGGGUUCCUGGCUCUGAUCUUUGUGUGUAUCGUGGGUUUGGUCAUCCUGAAAUAUUGCCAGAUUCUUUGCCGUCAAUUUACACGUGCGAAAUAUGAAGAAGAGGAAGUGGAGACCGGAUGCUGUUAUACGUGUUGUAUUCACUGUUGUACAUCCGGGUGUCGCCGGUGUUAUCAUACAAAUAAUAUCACUCCGCCACCAACUCAGGUUCCCAAACCCGCCGUGAGGUCGUUGAGCAUACAGACAGGAAAUCAGAAGGAGUUGCGAUUAGAGGAGGUUGUGACGACAAAGAAAGUGGCUAAAGAGCUGAAGGAUUACUGGCGACCCCAUAAAAAUGAGAUACGACGGAAUAACCAGAGUACGAACUAACCCUAUAAAUACGACAUACGAAAGAAUAACAAGAGUACGAACUAACCCCGUGAUGACAUAAUAUACGCGUGGUGCAUUAAUCAUGGUUGACAGAUUUCCCACCGUUUCGGUAACUUCCUGAAUAUGUGUGCAUUGUAUAAACAAACAUAAUUUCUCGUCCCAUCAUCUCAUCCAACAUAUUUUGUUGACCAAUUAUAGUCUCGUUCAACCAGACACUCAGCUUUCUCCGUAAAUCCCCGACGAGCAGAGAGUCUUGUAAAGACACGCGAUGAAGUUUGUAACGUCAGAACGAGGCUUACCAAAAUAUCGGUAUUUAAUUUGAUUGGUUGAUUCAACACUCCUCCAAAAUAACGACUACCGAAGAAAUUUGUAAUAGAUUAAAUUUGCCGUUUAAGUUUAAGGAUUUACAACUAGAGAGUUUAUAAAAACUUUUGUAAAAGGAAAUGAUUUAUUUGCUGUUCUACCCACGGGAAAUAAUAAAAAAAAAGUUUUAGCAAAAUUACUUAAGGAGGCAAAAGUGAAAGCAAACUUUACAGCUGACAAAGACAGUAUUUUUUCUAUGUACAUGUAAUAGAAAUGAUUUUCCCAUUAGUAUCACUAAUGAAGGAUUAACUAAUUAGCAUCAAAUCUCGGAAUUGACUGUUAAAAUGCCAGGGAAUCAAACCGAAACUAAAUUAGCGCUCCCUAGCGGUAACAGUUAUCAUCGCGUGUCUUUACCAGACUCUCUGCUCGUCGGAGAUUUGCGGAGGCAACCGAGUGUCUGAUUGAACAAUACUAUAAUUGGUGCCAUUAAUUUAUUACUAUGUAACCCUAUCAAUAUACAUGUACUAUGUAUCCGUGUCAAGAUUAAUGUAUUACUAUGAAUCCCUAUCAAUAUACAUGUACUAUGUAUCCGUGUCAACAUUAAUGUAUUACUAUGUAUCCGUGUCAACAUUAAUGUAUUACUAUGUAUCCGUGUCAACAUUAAUGUAUUACUAUGAAUCCCUAUCAACAUACAUGUACUAUGUAUCCGUGUCAACAUUAAUGUAUUACUGUGUAUCCGUGUCAACAUUAAUGUAUUACUGUGUAUCCGUGUCAACAUCAAUGUAUUACUAUGUAUCCGUGUCAACAUUAAUGUAUUACUAUGUAUCCGUGUCAACAUUAAUGUAUUACUAUGUAUCCGUGUCAACAUUAAUGUAUUACUAUGAAUCCCUAUCAACAUACAUGUACUAUGUAUCCGUGUCAAGAUUGUAGAUGUUUUUGUUUACCAAUGAAAUCGAAAUAUUUUACAUGAUUAUAUAUCUCCUUUUAACAAAAGGAUUAGCAUCUGGACCCAGUUGCACGAAGGUUAGUUACAUUUAACUGAUAGCUAACUUGCCAUUAACUUGAGAAUCUAUAUGGCGUUAACUUGAAGUUAUAUUUCAGCGAAAAUUUACCAACUUUUGUGCAACUGGACCCAGGUCAUUGGUGUGAUGUUAUUGAAUUAUCCUCUUUAAUGAUUAUAAUUAUUCAUUGAAUAUCAGGAAAUAUGUCCGCCCGUGGUCAUUGAUCGGUAAAGCGGACCAAUCUUGUGCAGUACACUUCCACGAAGAGGCUGACAGUGUUUACUCCGAUUAUUAUUUGUAAACAGAUGUGACGGCAUAAUUGAUUUUCCGCCUUUAUUACUUGUACACAGAUGUGACGUCAUAAUUGAGUUAAAGUAUUCUGAUAUUUCAUUUGUCAUAAGUACUAUAGACAGUGUCUGGUUUUCAAUGGACAAUCACUUAAUGUUAUUCAUAUUCUUAUUCUAUUUCUUGAUAUCUUGAUAUCUCCCCAGUGUGCUUUCGAUUAUUGUAUUUUCAAAUCUAUACACUCAUGUGACACCAUGGUGACAGAUUUCAUUGAUUGCCUUAUUUAUUUAUUUAUUUAUUUAUAUUGCAUUAAAAUAUGAUUAACUUGU